This is a messenger RNA of Paramecium sonneborni, 749 nucleotides long. Lineage: Eukaryota; Ciliophora; Oligohymenophorea; Peniculida; Parameciidae. The record is from the annotation of a GenBank genome assembly.
AUUUAAUGAAAGCUUUAAUAUUUGGUGGUUCUGGUGCCUUAGGCCGAUCAAUGGUUAAAGUAUUUAAAGGAUGGAAAGUGACAAGUGUUGAUUUCAACAAAAAUGAAGAUUGUGAGAAUAUUAUUAUAAAGAAUUCAAGUGAUAUGAAUUUUUUGAAAUCUGAAUUAAAUACAUUGGGUAUAGUUGUUUAAUUAAAGUUAUAGAGAAAUUUAAUUGCAUAGUAUGUGUUGCUGGUGGAUGGACAGGAGGUUCAAUAAAAGAUGAAAAUAUUCUUUAAGUAUAUGAAGAAAUGAAUCAAAAAAGCGUAGUACCAGCUUUAGUAUGUAGUCAUUUAGCUACAACAUAAUUAUCUAGAUAAGGAUUGUUAAUAUAUACAGGUGCUUAUUCAGUAUUUAAUGCUCCAACUCCAAGUAUGAUUGGAUAUGCUUUGGCUAAGACUGCUGUUCAUACUCUUGCAAUUUAAACAGCUGUAAGUACUCAUUUACCUGAAGAUUCUGCUGUAAUAACUAUAUUACCGUAUUUUAUUAAAUAACUAUUUUAGGGAAACUAUUGAUACUCCUGCUAAUCGAUAAGCUAUGCCAAAAGAAGAUUUUACUAAAUGGGCUAAUCCUGAUUAAAUUGCUGGAUUAGUAAGAUCAUGGGCUGAAGGUUUAAAUAGACCUAAAAAUGGAGCAUUUGUUCAUUUAAAAGUCAAAAAUGGUUCAAUUGCACCUGAUUUUCUUUGAUCAUUUUAUAAAUAUAAUAUCAGA